Messenger RNA from Malus domestica (apple), 2993 nucleotides. The record is from RefSeq and is a predicted model, not a curated record. NCBI's taxonomy places the organism in Eukaryota, Viridiplantae, Streptophyta, Magnoliopsida, Rosales, Rosaceae.
UAUUCGAGGGAAAACAAAAAGAAAAAGAAGAAAAAGGAGUAAUAUGUUUGGUACCCACUUAAACCUGAUUGCGCCGAUUUCUCCUUCCUUCUGUCGACUCUCUUGUCACCACCCCUCUCCUUCCCUCCCCGCCACCGACUUAUUGAAGGUAGCAUCUAGAGAGCUUAUUUUUGCAGCAAAGUCCCACUCAGUAUCGACAAUGGCAACUGAAGAAGAGAAUGUGGGAAAUGCAAAGCAACAGUUGGCAAAACUGUUUGAAGUGUCGCUCAGGAGAAUAGUCCCUGACGAGCAAGAUGUCGCGCCAGUGAUUGCUGCUUCAACUGGGAAGUUUGGCGAUUAUCAAUGUAACAAUGCCAUGGGUCUAUGGUCUAAAAUAAAAGGAAAGGGGAGUGAGUUCAGGGGUCCUCCAUCUGUUGGGCAGGCAAUCAUGAAAAAUCUUCCUGAUUCGGAGGUCAUAGAAUCUUGUUCUGUAGCAGGACCUGGAUUUGUGAAUGUUGUCUUGUCAAAGAAAUGGUUGGCUAAGAGAAUACAAAAGAUGCUUAUUGAUGGUAUCGAGAAAUGGGCGCCACAGCUACCGAUCAAAAGGGCUGUGGUUGACUUUUCCUCGCCUAAUAUAGCUAAAGAAAUGCAUGUGGGUCACCUAAGGUCAACUAUUAUUGGGGAUACGCUAUCCCGUAUUCUCGAGUUUUCAAAUGUAGAAGUUCUUCGACGAAAUCAUGUUGGUGACUGGGGGACACAGUUCGGUAUGUUGAUUGAGUUCCUUUUUGAAAAGUUCCCAAGCAUAGAAGAUGUUAAUGAAUCGGCUAUUGGUGAUCUACAGGCAUUCUAUAAAGCAUCAAAACAGAGAUUUGAUGAUGAUCCUGCUUUUAAGGAGAGAGCACAACGGGCAGUGGUUUCCCUUCAGGGUGGAGAACCCAAGUACAGAAAUGCAUGGCUGAAAAUCUGCGAAAUCAGCCGUAAAGAAUUCCACAAGGUCUAUGAACGCCUUGGAGUUCAUUUAGAGGAAAAGGGAGAGAGUUUUUAUAACCCAUAUAUUCCUGAGGUUUUAAAAGAAUUGAGUGAUAAAGGCUUAAUUGAGGAAAGCCAGGGUGCUCGUGUAAUCUUUCUGGAAGGGUUUAACAUCCCUCUUAUUGUUGUCAAGAGCGAUGGUGGUUUCAACUAUGCUUCAACUGAUUUAGCAGCUCUUUGGUAUCGCCUUAAUGAGGAGAAAGCGGAUUGGAUCAUAUAUGUUACUGAUGUUGGCCAGCAGCAGCAUUUUAAUAUGUUUUUUGAGGCAGCUAAAUGUGCAGGUUGGCUCCCAACUGAUGGCGCCUUAAAACCAAAGGUUGCCUAUGUUGGUUUUGGUCUUGUUCUUGGAGAAGACGGAAAACGCUUUCGUACUCGCUCUAGUGAGGUUGUCCGAUUGGUUGAUUUGCUUGAUGAAGCCAAGGAUCGUAGCAAAAAGGUUCUUGUUGAACGUGGCUGGACUGAGCAGGAGCUUAAUCAAAUUGCUGAGUCUGUUGGUUACGGUGCUGUUAGGGUGUGUUUGGUACGUGGGAUGGGACGGAACAGAGUGGGACGGAUGCGUUCCGUCCCACGUUUGGUGCGCUAAAAUUAUGUGGAACGCGCGUCCCACGGAACGAAAAUGGGUUAGAUUUUGGUUCCCCCUCCGCCCCCUGGAACGGGUUUUUCCAUCCCAUGGGACACAAAAUUAUAUUUUUUUGGACAACAAUACCCCUCUUAUUUUUCAUUAAUUACAUUGUCUACCUCCCUUUCUCUCCCGUAACCUCCCUCUCUUCUACCCAUGUCUCUCCCGUAGCCCUCCUCUUCCUCCACCACAAACCCAGCAACCCAACUGCUAACCCAAUCCCAGCAAACCCAUCCGACGACGACGACGACAACGUCACCAUAGCAAACCCUCUUCUUCUCCGGCGUCGUCUGGCGUCACGAACAUGACCCGCAUCUCGUCAUCUCCGUCCAUGUAAGCGAGGUGGAUCUGAUCCGGAACACGACCCGAUUCGAAGCUAAGCUCGUCAUCUGAGGUGGCGAGUAGGUGGGCGGUGCCGGGGAGGGGGUUGUGGUCUUGGUCGAGGAGGUUGGGGUUGACCUCGGACCCGUUCCAGCGGAAAAUCCGGAAGGAGUAGUUGAAUCGAAGAUUGACCAGAGGGAGGGAAAUGGAGCCCGACCCAGAUUUCCAUGUGGGGGCGGAGGAGAGGAACUGUAUCCUAUAAAGUUGUCGUGGUGGGAGGAAAGGGGCGAGUAGAUGCCGAGCCAGUCGAGUCGGGAGGGCGAGUUGAUGCCAAACCAUUGGAUUAGGACGGAGUCGCCCGAUUUGGAGAGGGAGGUUGGGGAGAGAGAGAGUGAAACAGUUUGGUGGGUCAGAGGGAAGAAGGUGGAUGCUGCACGGAGGAUGAUGACGACGCUGCAGGGAGGACGAUGACGAAGCUGUAGAAAUUGAUUGAAAUGAAUUUUGGGAUUUUUCUGUGUUUGAUUUGAAGAGAAAGAAAUUGUUUGGGGGUCUGAUUGGUUGCCGAGAAAAUGAAGGAAAACGACGACGCUGCAGAAAUUGUACAAACAAGGCUAAGUUAGUCAUUUAACACGAAAUCCGAACCGUUCCGUCCUAUGCAUACCAAACAUAACACGAACCUCCAUUUCGUUCCGUCCCGUCCCGUCCCGUCUGCGUACCAAACGGUACCUUAAGUAUGCUGAUCUGAAGAACAAUAGAUUAACCAAUUACACGUUUGAUUUUGAUCAAAUGCUAAGUGAUAAGGGAAACGCUGCUGUUUACUUACUCUAUUGCUCAUGCUCGGCUCUGUUCCAUAAUAAGGAAAUCUGGCAAAAACAUAGAAGAAUUGAAACAAACGGGGGAAAUCGUGUUGGAUCAUGAUGGACAAAAAUAGUGUUGUAGCCAUCUUAGUAGACGGGGAUAUUUGAAUGCUUGUUUUCCGUAUGCGCUGUAAAAUUGUAAUCAGAUCUUCAGUUGAUAACAUUUUUGGUGAAAAGUGUUAUUGUUA